Molecule: messenger RNA, 1657 nt
Organism: Zingiber officinale
Lineage: Eukaryota; Viridiplantae; Streptophyta; Magnoliopsida; Zingiberales; Zingiberaceae
Product: GPCR-type G protein COLD1
Exons: 13
Coding region: 22-1431 (469 amino acids)
Biological process (GO): response to abscisic acid
Cellular component (GO): membrane
Molecular function (GO): abscisic acid binding
Source: RefSeq, a predicted model, not a curated record
GCGGGCGGGCGGGCGACGCCGAUGGAAUCGGGGUGGAGAAUGAUGUACGAGGGGGCGGUGGUGGCGGGCUCGCUCUCGCUGCUAGGGUGGGGUGGGCUCUGGUUCUUGAACAGGCGGCUGUACAAGGAGUACGAAGAGAAGCGCGCCCUCGUCCAGAUCCUCUUCAGCCUCGUCUUCGCCUUCUCUUGCAACCUCUUCCAGCUCGUGCUUUUCGAGAUCCUCCCCUUUCUCUCUAAGAAGGCUAGAUGGAUCAAUUGGAAGAUCGACCUGUUUUGUUUGAUCAUGUUGCUGGUCUUUGUAUUGCCAUAUUACCAUUGUUAUUUGAUUCUUCGCAACAGCGCGGUUAGAAGAGAACGAGCAGCAUUUGGAGCUAUCUUGUUCUUACUUGCAUUCCUAUAUGGUUUUUGGCGUUUGGGAAUCCACUUUCCCAUGCCUUCUCCAGAAAAAGGUUUCUUCACAAUGCCUCAAUUAGUUAGCAGAGUUGGUGUGAUAGGUGUUACUGUGAUGGCUGUUCUCUCUGGCUUUGGAGCUGUCAAUCUACCAUAUAGUUAUUUAUCCUUAUUCAUCAGGGAGAUUGAAGAAUCAGAUAUUAAAGCUUUAGAGAGGCAAUUGAUGCAAUCAAUAGAGACCUGUAUUGCGAAGAAAAAGAAAAUUAUUUUAUCGCAGAUGGAGAUGGAGCGGAUUCAGGGGUCGGAAGAGAAGCUAAAAGCUAGUUCUUUUAUCAGGCGCAUAGUUGGAACAGUUAUUCGAUCUGUGCAAGAAGAUCAAAAGGAGCAAGAUAUCAAAACUUGGGAAGCCGAAGUACAAGCUUUGGAAGAGCUUUCAAAGCAGCUGUUCCUAGACAUAUAUGAACUAAGGCAAGCUAAGAUAGCAGCUGCUUAUUCUCGAACUUGGAGAGGGCACUUACAGAAUUUACUUGGCUAUGCUUUGUCAGUUUAUUGUGUUUACAAAAUGAUUAAGUCUUUACAAAGUGUUGUUUUCAAGGAGGCUGGUUUUGUGGACCCAGUGACAAUGACAAUCAGUAUAUUCUUGCAAUUUUUCGACAUAGGAAUCAAUGCUGCUCUUUUGUCACAGUAUAUAUCUUUGUUAUUCAUCGGUAUGUUGAUUGUCAUUUCUGUCCGAGGAUUCCUGACCAAUCUCAUGAAGUUCUUCUUUGCUGUUUCUAGAGUUGGAAGCGGGUCAUCUACAAAUGUCGUCCUUUUCCUGUCUGAAAUAAUGGGCAUGUACUUUGUCUCGUCUAUCCUUCUGAUAAGAAAAAGUCUAGCAACUGAAUACAGGUUGAUCAUCACAGAUGUUCUGGGAGGCGACAUUCAGUUUGAUUUCUACCACCGUUGGUUCGACGCAAUAUUUGUGGCCAGCGCCUUUCUUUCUUUACUUUUACUCUCUGCACAAUAUACCUCACGUAAAGCAGAUAAGCACCCCAUCGACUGAAAUUUUGGUAGGCAUCUUGAUGUAAAUAUGUGACAAUUGAUCUUCAUAGUUACCAUUUAUCAUUCUUUUCCAUGUAUUAUUCAUUCAAUCUUUGAGUCCCCUAGUGUUUAUGAUGUUGGUUAAAAUGAUAAUACACGAGGAAACUGUCAUUUCAGAACUCGGCUACAGCUCGUAGUCAUUACAUAUCAACAUUCUACCCUUUUAAUUGUGUUUCUAAUCUUUUAUA